CGCACGUGUUCGCCAAUCUACCUUGACGGAGGUGAAGAGAGAGGCGGAUGGCGGCGCUCGACGUCGUUUGUACUCGGCCAAAAAACUGAGCCUGACUCGUCAGUCUUCUUACAGAAAUCAGACGAUAAAACCACGUAACGACACAGCGCAAUAACUCGGUCGAAAUGUCCCAUUCAUCACCCAAUCUUUGGCUAGUUGUCCCAUUGUUGUAUCUGGCUACGCAGUUGGUCGACGGAAAUCCCGGAUCUUACGCCUAUCCAAAACCUCAUUAUGUUUCUCACGGCGGAUCACAACCUUACCUGCCGGCACCGAGCGGAAAGAGGCCAUCGUGCGCUGGACCUUGGGACACUUUUUGCACUCAAAUAGAAUAUUACCCAACGGAAGUUAUUGAAUAUCUAGUGAAACGUUACAGCUUCGACUUCAAAACACUUUUGCAAGAUGAAUCGAUGAACACCAUGACUUUAAUGACAACCAACAUUACCGCUCCGCAAAUACACACUACACAAUACCCAACUGUUGUUGCAAAACAACCCUACGCUGGACCUUACAUCAAUAGUAAAAUUGAGCACGAUCAUUGGUGGCCAAGGUACGUUCGGGUAGCGCCAAGGCACCAACAAUCGGUGUCGGGCAAUACUCGAGUAACUCGUCAGGUUUCCAACGAGGAAAAGUUGUGCCCAACAACAUCUUCUUUCAUUGCGCCACGGACGGCUGUCAACACCCGUGGAAAUUGGAUGUACGUAGUUAAUUUGGAGGGGGCUGAUCAACAGAACACUCAGCUUGUCCGGACCGAGAGAUGCGCGACAACAGAAUGUUCAGGGCUAUGCCAAGUACCGGCUGGAUUCAGCUCCAGAUGUACUCAGCAAUUUGUACAGAAGAGACUCGUGGCACUGAAUGGAAAUGGGGAGAGUCUCUACACAGACACUUUCUGGUUCCCUCAUUGUUGCAUCUGUCAGAUUACAUCCAAUGUUUGAUGUGAAUGCUCAUUCACAACAUCUCCAUUGGCCUUAUUUAUUCUGGACCAACAGAUCCAACACUUCACUUCCAAAUAGUUAAAAAUCACAAACUGUACACGAGCUAUUCUCAAACAGCAAUAUGUCACGAGCUAGAAUCAAUAUAUUCCAUAUUGACACUUUG
Daphnia magna is the source of this 1134-nucleotide messenger RNA. Its product is annotated as protein spaetzle 5. The coding region runs from base 165 to 971 and encodes 268 amino acids. The transcript is spliced from 5 exons. NCBI's taxonomy places the organism in Eukaryota, Metazoa, Arthropoda, Branchiopoda, Diplostraca, Daphniidae. Gene Ontology annotation, molecular function: growth factor activity; Toll binding. Gene Ontology annotation, cellular component: extracellular region. Gene Ontology annotation, biological process: regulation of Toll signaling pathway; innate immune response; central nervous system formation. The record is from RefSeq and is a predicted model, not a curated record.